CGGCGGGCACCACACCGCAGUGGGCUUCGUGCCCGAGGCGGAUGCGCCGCUGCGAGCGCUCGGGGCGGCGCGGGCGCCGGCCGCGCGGCCCGCGCCGCCGAGCGUGGCGCGGCGGCGCCCGCGAGGUGCCGCCGGGGUGGUGCGCAGGGCGGAGCCCCAGGCGGCCGCCGAGAAGGAGGACGGGCUGAAGGUGCCAAAGGUCACGUUCUCCUACCGCGCCGUGACCAAGAUCAUGCUCCGGAAGGAGCCGGACGUUGGCAGCGAGAAGCUGGGGGCCAUCGCGCCGGGGUCCGUCUUCGAGGUCGUAGAGGAGGUUGAGGGGAGCGAUGGGCAGCGGUACCUGAAGCUUGCGAACAGACCUGGCUGGGCAUUCACACAGGGCGUGGCGGGCGAGUGGCUGGGCAAGCCGAUCGUCGAGCGGGCCGUGGACGCGGACGCGUCCAGGCUGGGCGAUCAGCUGUCGAGGCUGGCAGACCAGGCCACCACGGAGUUCAUGAGGGAGCCGAUCAUGUACUCCCUCAUUGGUCUCACACUGCUCACGAUCUAUAGCACCUGGCGGGCAGUCUUCUACAGGCCCUUCUCUGACAUCUUUCCCUGA
Messenger RNA from Prorocentrum cordatum, 598 nucleotides. NCBI's taxonomy places the organism in Eukaryota, Dinophyceae, Prorocentrales, Prorocentraceae. The record is from the annotation of a GenBank genome assembly.